Messenger RNA from Penicillium odoratum, 1515 nucleotides. Its product is annotated as hexose transporter. NCBI's taxonomy places the organism in Eukaryota, Fungi, Ascomycota, Eurotiomycetes, Eurotiales, Aspergillaceae. Gene Ontology annotation, biological process: carbohydrate transport; transmembrane transport. Gene Ontology annotation, molecular function: carbohydrate:proton symporter activity. Bases 1 to 1515 code for a protein of 504 amino acids. The transcript has a single exon. Gene Ontology annotation, cellular component: membrane. The record is from RefSeq and is a predicted model, not a curated record.
AUGUCCACCACAGUUUCUGAUUUGCGCAACAAUACACACGCACAGUGGUGGAAGGACCCAGGACUCCGCAAAUUGAAUCUCCUCCUCUUGGGUGCCAUGCUUGGAGGUGUGGGAUUUGGUUAUGAUGCCUCUUUGGUGAACGGACUCCUCGCGAACGACCGGUGGUUCACGGACUUGAACAUUGUGGGCUCCCAAAUGGAGGGUCUGGUGAUUGCAGCGCAAUCAUUUGGUGCAAUUACUGCUCUCUUUCCAGCGGCCUAUGUCUCUGAUCUCAUCGGCCGGCGACCAGCCAUCCUCAUUGCCAAUGCAGCCAUGAUCGGCACCAGCAUUGGGCAGUCUUUCAGUCGGAGUGCUGUUACAUUCCUGGUCACCCGCGCGAUUCUCGGCUUUUUCAAUGUCUGUGUCAUUGUGUCGACCAAUGCCCUCGUCGCUGAACUUAGUCACCCACGCCAAAGACCGCAGGUCACCGCAUUGUCCAACACCUUUUUCUAUGUUGGUGGAAUUAUUGCUGCUUGGGCAAGCUACGGUGCUCUUUCGAUUCAAAGCUCCUGGACUUGGCGCCUCUCCGUAAUACUGCAAUGUUGUUGGCCGGUUGCGCAGUCUACAGCCAUGGUAUUUGUGCCUGAAUCGCCACGUUGGCUGGUGCUGAAGGGCCGCGGAGACGAAGCCAAGCAGGUUCUUGCGCAAUAUCAUGCAAAUGGAGCAGUUGAUGAUGACCUAAUCAAUUUUGAACAUCGUGAAAUAUUGGCUGCAGUGGAAGCAGAAGAACGUGAGGCAGCCUAUAGCUGGCUGGCGCUCUUUUCCAACCAAGGAAAUCUUAGACGAUCUUUUUUGACUCUAUUCUUGGGACUCACUUCUCAAUGGGUGGGUAACGGCAUCAUUAGCUAUUAUCUUGCUCCGGUCCUCAAGACUGUCGGCAUUGGAAGUUCUAGUCAGCAACUAGCCAUCAACGGAGGCUUGCAAGUCUUUAAUUUGUUCAUGUCUGUUCCAGCAGCUCUUAUGGCGGAGCGUCUGGGGCGAAAAAGGCUACUUCUUGCUUCAGCUGGAGGUAUGGCGAUUUUCAUGGCUUUGCUGACAGCCUGUUCUGCAACGUACGCGAGGACAGGCGAUCAUAACUCUGGCACAGCAGUCAUAGCCUUCAUAUUCUGCUUCUUUGGAUCUUACGACAUUGGAUUCACUCCAAUUCCGCUUCUAUACGUUUCUGAAAUUGCAUCCACUCACCUGCGUACCAAAUAUGUCAGUUUGUAUUGGAUGAGCACCGCGGUGGCACUUUGUUUCAACCAAUACGUUAAUCCUAUCGCCUUCGACGCAAUUACCUGGCGUUACUACAUUGUCUAUAUUGCGGUACUUUGUCCCGUCAUGGUGGUACUUUAUUUCUUUGCUCCGGAAACCAAAGGACGAACUCUGGAGGAAGUGGCAGCUAUUUUCGAGCCCGAAAUCGCUGAGAAUCUUGCUCGUGCAGAUGACGAUGAGCAUAAGAGUGCAACAACGGUUGAGCAGCGCGAGUGGGCGUAG